AUGUUGAAAUCAAAGAAGGCUCUUUUUCCCCGCCCUCAUGCUCCCUAUGAAAUCAGCGGGGACCGAUAUGAACCAAGCAAUCACGCUGGAAUAGCCGUGACCGGAACCUCUGGUGACCUCUACCCAAACCAACAGUCUCCGCCUAUUCAUCUGACAACCUCUGCCCUACCCCAGUAUCCGGCUCCGGCUUCUACGCAGUAUCUGCCAGCCUCCUCUCAACAACAAUAUCCUUCAAAUACAAACGGAAAUGUCUUCCAAGGCGCGUACAUAAACGGCGGUCAAAUCAACAAUGCUUAUAACGGUACGCUACCACAGUACGCCCAGCCAUCAUACAACUUGACCGGACAGCUAGCUCAGCCUCAGAUGGCCAAAUCUGUUCCAAAGUAUUCAGAUGGAGCUCGGAAAAAACCACCGUUUCUCAAGAAAAAUAUUUUCCCUGGAAUAAGCUCAACCCCCACACAGAACAACUUUAAUAGCCCAGUCUCUCUUCCAACCUUGACACAAAACUCAUUUCAAGAAAUACCUUCAGUAUUAACAACCCAGCUACGUCUUCAAGCUGAGUUAAAUGACCAAUAUUCAUCUUCGGACAGAUCGAUAAACAUAGAUAUAUUCCAACCAGCACCUCCCAAACCCAUUCCAGAAUCCCAACCUGGAAAAAUAUUCUACAGUUCCCAUUAUAACAUGUCGGCCAAAAACAUAACUAUUGGAAACUCUAUAAAACCUUUAAGUACAAAUGAAACUCAAUAUCCCAGUGGACAAGCAAUUUUGUCAAAUGCAUUUUUGGACAGCCAGUCAGUCAUUUCAGCUAAAAAUCCUGAAAAAAUCGUAGAAAAUCCUGAAAUCAUUCGAUUGGAAAGAGAACUUAUGCCCCCAAAACAGAGCAUACCUAUCAAUAAAUCAAAUCAACCAAAUUUAUCAGAGCAGAAAUUUCUUCAGUCCAAUACUCAGGAGGAAUCUCUAAUUCAGAAAAUAAUAUUUCCUGACUAUCACUCAAUGCCCGAACCUUAUAAACAAACGGAAAAUUUUGAACGUAAAUCCUCCUUGAAGAAAAAGACUGCAGGGUUCGACAAUCCAACAUUUUCAUCUGAAAACUUUAGUAAUGAAAGCUUGCCAAUUCAGACUGAUUCAGUAACAAAUGUGUACCAUGAAAAUAGACGCUCAACUCAUCCAAAUUUUGAAAAGGCUCAUGUAAAGUUCAAUCAACAAGUUAGAGUAGCAGAACCCUUGCUCAACAAAGUAAACCCAAAAGCUCACAGUAUCAUAGCAAAAGAACCUCAAAAGUCUCUCAAUGAACCAGAAAUGCCAAUAGAAGUAGCAGCAAGAGAAGUUGCUAGGCGCUCAUCUGAAAAACCCUCCUUUUUCCGACUCGACUCAAAAAAUACUUCCAAAAAAGGUGCAGAUUUCAAUAAAUCUCCAGCAUCUCCUAUCAAACAGCCCCCCACCUCUUUACCACUGCAUCUCAAUAGCAAACAAGAAAAAUAUUUGGUAAGAAAGGAUAGGACUCCAUCAAAGGAGAAGGUUUCCCCAGCCGAGGUAUCAGCGAUGAAGAAGGAAGCAAGUAUGCGAAUGAAUUAUUCCUCCAAAUCAAAGGCUGGGGAUAAAGUUUCUAAAGCUAAAAAUUCUAAAACUGAGAAACAUGAGCCCAGUAAUAUGAUGCAACAGGGAAACAAUGCAGUCCAACAGAGAACAUCAGAAAAAAAUACAAAAGAAAAUAUAAAUUUCCGAGCUGGAUUCAGUAAACGAAAAGAGGCCAGUAGUGAGACUAGUCUUGAUACUUCCGGUGAACUAAGUCCUGAUAUAGUGUCCUCUAAUCCUAACAUAACGUAUGACACUGGAUUUUCAGAUUUUAAAACAAGUACCAGUGAAAUGUCUACCAGUGACUUAUCACCAGGUUAUGAUAGACCAGGGGUGCAGAAGACAGAACAAUUUACAUUCUUUAACUUUAAAAGCAGGAAACCUUCUCUAAGAAAAGAAAGAACAAGAAAACCAGUGCAAGAAAGUGAUUCAAAUGUUGAACAGUCAUUGGAAAGUCUUGGGAAAGAAAAUAACUUCAAGCCAGACAAAAAGAUUACUAAAAAUGGCAAACCUGAAAAAAACGAUUCUUCCGAAAGGCUGGAAUACCAGGUGCUUCCUGGUAAUAAUAUGCACCAGCCAUUGCAGAUCCAAUCAAUUUUCAAGUUUGGAGGCAACCAAGAGAAACGAGAUUUAGAGGGACGUCCAUUUUUUAAGUUCAGUGGUGACCAGAAGAAAGGAAGCCUCACAGUGAAAACACGCAGCUUACGGAAGAAAAGUUCUGUAAAGAACAAGCCCAUAGACGCUCAAAAAACUAAAAGAUCCCCUGCGGUUCUAAAAAAUGCAAUCUCCUCUGAGAGUACAGAUCUUAGUGAAACAGAUUUUAAAACUAAUUCAUUUUCAAACAAGGACCAACCAUGCAAGGUGUACCUUCACCCAUCUCCUAGCAAGCCAGGGUUGUAUCAUGAUCUGUCACAGAGUAGUGAUGGUCUCUCAUUUGAUCUUGAUCAGAUAAAAACGUCUACACCUGAUGUCUCCUCUUCUUUUACUGAAAAGUUCUCACCGGUUUCUAAACUUGAACAAACCAGUCCUAUUAUAUCAGUUGAUGAUGAGAAAACUGCUCCAUUUUCAUUCUUCAAGCUACAAACAGGGAAAUCAGAAAUGAUGUCACCAAGUGAUCAGAAAACUGAAACUCUCUUAUUUAAAUCCAAAGAAUCUGCUUCUUCCUGGAACGCAGAGGCUUACUCAGAAGUCAGGAAAGGCAAUGAAGCUUCUAAAAAUGCUGAGUUUUUUUCUCCUUUAGAUUCAAAUCUAAACAAAGGGUUUGUUAAGGAAACAAAAGUUGAGAAACCUUCUUCAUUCUUUAAGUUUACUAGUAAACAGGAAAAGAAACAGGAGAAAGGUGUUGAGAAAAAUAAAGUACCUAAAAGUUCAGUUCCUGAGAAAAUUCAAGAACCAAAAAUAACUAAAAAAGAAGCUAAAAAGGAAAAGAAGCAAGCAGAAAAAGAAGCUCAGAAUCUUGCAAACAAGAGCAACAAGCCUGAACCUGAUCCCUUAUCAUCCAACAUUGCCAAUCAUAGAGAAGUCUCAAUGGUACAAACAAAGCCUCCUAUUCUAAAGAAAAAUAUAGAACAGAAUGAAGUUGAACCCCCGUCUGAACCUGCUAAUUUGGAUCCUGAAAACGAGGGGAAGAUGAAGUGGUCUUUAUUUAGUGGUUGGGGAAGUAAAAUUCAGACAAAGCAAGUAGAUGAAGCUCAAGAAAUGGCAGUUGAAUCUCCUUCUAAAAGGUUAAAAAUUGAUAAAAGGAGUAGCUCACUGCCUGUUGGGCAAGGUUGGGCUGAACUAGCGAGCUCAACAGAACAUGUACCGGUACAGUACAUGCAGCCGCGACAAGCUUAUUCGACCCAACCAUCCGUUGAGAUAAGGAGACCCAGUACUCUAAGUCAAAGAUCCAUUUGUGAUGAAACUGACCCAAGCAAACUUAAACCACCGAGUAUAAAUCAUCACAGACAGUCCACUAAGCGUAAAUCCUCAAGCGGAAGUCACAAGGUUCAAUCUAGACCGAGUAUUCCUUCGGGUGUGAGUAUGGGUGUGAACUUGAACCCCGAGGGCCGUGUCUCCUACAAUCCCUUGAAGGGACCCGGACAUGGAUCCAUGGAUUCAUUGAACUCCACUCAGAGUUUAACCAACAGCUUGGGAUCAACUGGAUCCUUCUCAUCAAAUGGCUCUUGUAACCAUAAUGGUAAAAUGGAAAUGGUUGGCAGAACCUAUGAUAUCUCUAACCCGAUACGGUCCAGUAUGAAGAAACCCAAGAAUAAGGACAAUCCUUCUGUUGCCAGCGGUCUCAGCAAAAAAUCAGUAACAAUUGCCAUUGGAGCAGAACAGACAGCUGUUUAGGGAGCCGAACAGACAGCUGUUUAGGGAGCCGCACAGACAGAUGUUUAGGGAGCCGAACAGACAGUUGUUAAGGGAGCAGAACAGACAGCUGUUUAGGGAGCCGAACAGACAGAUGUUUAGGGAGCCGAACAGACAGUUGUUUAUGGAGCCGAACAGACAGAUGUUUAGGGAGCCGAACAGACAGAUGUUUAGGGAGCCGAACAGACAGUUGUUUAGGGAGCCACAAGACAGCUGUUUAGAGAGCUGACUAUAGACAGCUCUUUCAUGAUCCUAAUAAACAGUCGUUUAAGUCUACUAGACUGCUGUUUAGGGAGCCCAUUAAACAGCUGUUUAAGGAGCCAAGCAAAACAGCUGUUUUUAAAAUUGUGCGGCAGUAUAUUUCAAACAUUCCAAACUUGCUGAAACAAAAAUACAUAUUUUUUUAUUUAUUGAUUAAAUCAAUAUUUAUAAGAAUUAAAAACGGAAUUGUCAUAUUUCAAGUCACAAUUUUUUUUCAUUUUGACGUUAUUAUCGACCUAAAAUAUCUCCGGUGGGAUCUUUGAAAAUCUUCAAUUAAUGCCAAGUUGAAAAAAACUUGUAUUUAAUUGUGCUGGUAGAUUUUUAUGUUUAAAAUCUGCUUAGGCUUUGUUAUUUUAAGAAGAUAUUUGGAUUUUCAAAACAAUUUUUUGAUAAUUUCAGAAUUCUUUUUUAUUCUUUAUCUUUUGAAAGAAGAUACGUCUGCAUUUUAUGAUUUAUAACAUUCCAGGGCGCAACAAAACAUUCCAUCUAUUGCUAGAAAAUACUCAGUCAUCGAUUCAAAAUUAGAAAAAUUCCUAUGUUUUGUACAAAAAUUCUUAUUUUUAACCUUUUCCAAGGAAAAUGUAUUAUGUAUGAUAAUAUUAAAUGUAUUCUUAUUCAAACCGGUUAAAAAAUAUAGUAUAGGAGUCAAUGAAAAAUGUAUAGCUUGUACAGUGAAACCCUUAAUAAGUCAUACAUCGAAAGAAUUCAUCAAAUGUCGUAUUCUUCACUUUCUGAUAAUGGAA
Molecule: messenger RNA, 4931 nt
Organism: Eurytemora carolleeae
Lineage: Eukaryota; Metazoa; Arthropoda; Copepoda; Calanoida; Temoridae
Exons: 9
Coding region: 1-3909 (1302 amino acids)
Source: RefSeq, a predicted model, not a curated record